This is a messenger RNA of Gossypium raimondii (Peruvian cotton), 1337 nucleotides long. RefSeq names its product caffeic acid 3-O-methyltransferase 1. Gene Ontology annotation, molecular function: O-methyltransferase activity; protein dimerization activity; S-adenosylmethionine-dependent methyltransferase activity. Bases 161 to 1225 code for a protein of 354 amino acids. NCBI's taxonomy places the organism in Eukaryota, Viridiplantae, Streptophyta, Magnoliopsida, Malvales, Malvaceae. The record is from RefSeq and is a predicted model, not a curated record. The transcript has 4 exons. Gene Ontology annotation, biological process: methylation.
UCUAUAUCAUGUUUCUCGUGGUGUUUGAAUGUGCCCCUCCGACUACAGUAAUUAUUUAGAGAAAUUGCUAUAAAAAGAGAUAUUUUUGCCAAUUCGAUAAACUCGACUCCCAACAUUUCUAAAUUUUUCAUUGAGUGAAAGGUAUAGGGAUUGUUCUCCAAUGGCAACCCAAAUUAACAACGAGGAAAGCUUCUCAUAUGCCCUCCAAAUCGUCACCUCUUCAGUGCUGCCCAUGUCAAUGCAUGCGGCGGUUCAGCUGGACAUCUUCGGAAUCAUGGCGAAAUGCGGGCCAGAUGCUGAGCUCUCCGCCAAGGAGAUCGCGGCACAGUUGGCUACCAACAACUCAAAGGCAGCCUCUAUGCUGGACCGAAUCCUCGUAGUGUUAGCCAGCCAUGGAAUCGUGGGCUGCUCCGUGGCGGAUGAGGAAAAGGGUAAUCCUCGUAGGCUGUACAGUUUGACGCCCGUCUCCAAAUUCUUUGUGCGGAAUGAAGAUGGGGUUUCCUUAGGCCCUUUGAUGGCAUUGAUUCAAGACAAGGUCUUCAUUGAUAGUUGGUCGCAACUGAAGGAUGCAAUUAUAGAAGGAGGAGUUCCGUUUGACAGGGUACAUGGAACAAACGCAUUUGAAUAUCCAGGCAAGGACCCAAGGUUCAAUCAAAUUUUCAAUACUGCAAUGAUCAAUCACACCGGUCUCGUUCUUAAGGAGAUCCUCCACAGCUACAAGGGUUUCCAGCAGCUUAGCAGUUUGGUUGAUGUUGGCGGUGGUCUUGGAAUCACACUCAACCUUAUCACUUCCAAAUAUCCCUCUAUUAAAGGAAUUAAUUUUGACUUACCUCAUGUUAUACAACAUGCUCCUGCCUACCCUGGUGUCCAACAUGUAGGGGGAGAUAUGUUUGAAAGUGUUCCUAAAGGAGAUGCAAUUUUUAUGAAGUGGAUUCUCCAUGAUUGGAGCGACGAUCAUUGCUUGAAGCUAUUGAAGAAUUGUUACAAUGCCAUUCCAAAAGACGGAAAAGUAAUAGUGGUGGAGGCAGUGGUUCCGGUUGUACCGGAAGCUAAUGCCUAUUUGAGAAGCAUCACACAGCUUGAUGUGCUGAUGAUGGCGCAAAAUCCUGGAGGAAAGGAACGAACCAAAUCGGAAUUUGAAGCGUUAGCUACUAAAGCCGGAUUCAGUGGCAUCAGAUAUGAGUGUUUUGCUUGUAACUACUGGAUCAUGGAGUUCUUCAAAUAAUUGGAUUUCAUAUCAUUGCUAAGCUACCAAUGCAACCGAAAAGAAUAAAAGUGGAUGCUUGUAUUUCCUUUACCUUGAAUAAUUAUAAUAACAUAAACUUUUACUUUGCUCA